AUGGCAGAGGAAAAGGAGCAGAUAGGAGCCUCCUGGGAGGACCUGUCACUGCCUGAUGAUUAUCCUGAGCCAAAUGUGGAGGACAAAGCCGGGCUGAAUGAAGACACAGACAAGGAUACCUCUGCUACCACAAAGGAAAGCACCAAAGGUCACGCAAUAAAAUGCAGCCCAAAACUGCUGCACAUGCUAAAAGCGGCAGAGAGCAGGUGGACACGUCCUGGUCGGAACAGAGCCCAGCUGAAGGCAGGAGAGCUGCUUAGUGAAUCUCUGAGGACUGAUGUGCAAAUUCAGCUCAGUGACCAGAGGCAAGAAUUCAGCAAGCAUCCCAUCAAGACUAGUUGUCGCCCUCUGUCUCAGUCUAUCUCACAGUCAUCUACAGAUAGCUAUAGUUCAGUGUGCAGUGACAGCUCUGAGGAUGAGGUCUCUCCCAGAGACAAACUUCAGAAGACCUCCACGGGCCUUUCGGACUUUUGCAUCAAAAAUAUCAAACAAGCUGAUUUUGGACGCAGAGCAAUUGAAGCCGCACAGCAAGAAAUGUCAGCACUGAUGGUGCUGAGGAAAAGAGCUGGGGGUGAGAAACCUCUGGCUGGAGCUAAAGUGGUGGGCUGCACACACAUCACUGCACAGACAGCGGUCUUGAUUGAGACUUUGUCUGAGCUGGGGGCUCAGUGUCGAUGGGCAGCCUGUAACAUGUUCUCUACUCAGAACGCUGUGGCUGCUGCUUUGGCUGAAGGAGGCACCUCCGUGUAUGCGUGGAGAGGAGAAUCACAGGACGACUUCUGGUGGUGUAUUGACCAUUGUGUGUGUGCUGACACCUGGCAGCCCAACAUGAUUCUGGAUGACGGAGGCAGUCUGACCCAUCGGAUCUAUAAGAAGUACCCGAGUCUGUUCAAGAAGGUCAAAGGCAUCGUGGAAGAAAGUGUUACAGGCGUCUAUCGACUGUACCAGCUGUCAAAGGCAGGCAGUCUGUGUGUCCCAGUAAUGAAUGUUAAUGACUCUGUGACCAAGCAGAAAUUCGACAACCUUUACUGCUGCAAGGAGUCCAUACUGGAUGGGUUAAAGAGAACCACUGACAUCAUGUUUGGAGGAAAACAAGUGGUGGUAUGUGGAUAUGGUGAGGUUGGCAAAGGUUGCUCUGCUGCCCUCAAAGCAUUGUGUGCUGUUGUAUAUGUCACAGAAGUGGAUCCCAUUUGUGCACUUCAGGCCUGCAUGGAUGGCUUCAGGGUGGUUAAACUGAGUGAAGUGGUCAGACAGGUAGACCUGGUCAUCACCUGCACUGGCAGUAAAAAUGUGGUGAGAAGGGAACAUCUGGACAGAAUGAAAAACGGCUGCAUAGUCUGCAACAUGGGACACUCCAACAAUGAGUUAGACUUGGAGAGUCUGCAGACUGCAGAGCUGAGGUGGGAGCAUGUGAAGCCUCAGGUGGAUCAGGUUAUCUGGCCUAAUGGCAAGAGAAUUGUGCUGCUGGCUGAGGGUCAUUUGCUGAAUCUGAGCUGCUCUGCAGUGCCCUCAUUUGUCCUCUCCAUCACUGCUGCAACUCAGGCAUUGGCUCUCAUAGAGCUCUAUAGUGCUCCAGAGGGACGAUACAAACAGGACAUAUACCUGCUGCCGAAGAAGAUGGAUGAAUAUGUGGCCAGUCUUCACCUGCUGACAUUUGAGGCUCACCUCACAGAGCUGGCCAAUGAUCAGGCCUUAUACCUGGGCGUGAGCAAACACGGGCCCUUCAAACCCAACUACUACAGGUGA
Messenger RNA from Monopterus albus (swamp eel), 1746 nucleotides. RefSeq names its product adenosylhomocysteinase 2-like. Bases 1 to 1746 code for a protein of 581 amino acids. Gene Ontology annotation, cellular component: cytosol. Gene Ontology annotation, biological process: L-methionine cycle. The transcript has 16 exons. The record is from RefSeq and is a predicted model, not a curated record. Lineage: Eukaryota; Metazoa; Chordata; Actinopteri; Synbranchiformes; Synbranchidae.